Molecule: messenger RNA, 5462 nt
Organism: Acanthopagrus latus (yellowfin seabream)
Lineage: Eukaryota; Metazoa; Chordata; Actinopteri; Spariformes; Sparidae
Product: transcriptional coactivator YAP1-like
Exons: 9
Coding region: 282-1448 (388 amino acids)
Biological process (GO): hippo signaling; positive regulation of transcription by RNA polymerase II
Cellular component (GO): nucleus; cytoplasm
Molecular function (GO): protein binding; transcription corepressor activity; transcription coactivator activity
Source: RefSeq, a predicted model, not a curated record
GAGGUCUCGCUGAAGUCACUUUUCCACUACCGCUCUCACAUGUUGAAGUUUCUGUACCCCCCCUCCACCCCACUUGAGGAGGGAUUUUGAGUCGAGAGUCUGGAUCGGAUAGCGGUGUCGGUGUGAGUGUUUCCCCGGCUGUGAUUUCUCCAGUUUCUUUUUUUUUUUUUUCCUCUCUCCCUGCAGGAAUACAGAGAGAGAGAGGGAGAGGGAGAGAGAGGGAGAGGGGAAACGGUCUGGCUGCUUGAAGAUUUCGUUGCGACACCAAAAACUUUGGCGACAUGGACGCGCACCGCGGCGCGCCUCCGGCCGGGCAGCAGAUCGUGCACGUCCGCGGGGACUCGCAGACGGAGCUGGAGGCCCUCUUCAGCGCCGUGAUGAACCCCAGCAAGUCGGCCCGGCAGCCGGCCUCCCUGCCCAUGAGGAUGAGGAAGCUGCCCGACUCCUUCUUCAGGCAGCCGGAUUCCCGAGGCCACUCCAGACAAGCCAGUUCGGAUGGAGGCGUGUGCGGCUCCCUCACUCCUCAUCACGUCCGCGCCCAUUCCUCCCCUGCCUCCCUCCCGGUCAACUCCCUCUCCACUCAAGCGGCGGAUGUAGCGGCGACGCCGAUCAUACCUGACGACGUGCCACUCCCCCACGGUUGGGAAAUGGCCAAAACGCCUACCGGCCAACGUUACUUCCUCAAUCACCUGGAUAAGACAACCACCUGGCACGACCCCCGACUCUCACAGCUUCAGUCGGCUGCGGCCCAGCAUCCCAUCUCUGGCACUCCAGCCCACAGUCACUCCCUCAGCAACCCGGCACCCACCACACAACCACAAAACAUCAAUCCAGAGACAGGUCCACUGCCUGAAGGCUGGGAGCAGGCUGUGACUGCAGAUGGAGAGGUGUACUACAUCGAUCACAUAAAUAAGACCACCGCAUGGGUCGACCCGCGUCUAGCCCAGAAGAUGAACCCUGGCAUCCUUGGCUUGGCACUGCAGCAGAGGCAGGAAAAGGAAAGGCUCAGGUGCAAACAAGGCCUCCCUCCGCAAAUCACACUACAGGAGGCAGGAGGAAGGAACCAGAUGCCCGGCGGAAUGGACCAUGACAGGAACGCACAGACACUCGUCCCGUCUCUUGAUGUCAGGAUCAGAGGCUCCAACCACGAACCCACGCUCAAUGGCGCUCACUCUCGCAACGAGAGCACCGACAGUGGUCUGAGCGUCAGCAGCUUACCACGCACAUCGGACCACAUGUUGAGCUCUGUGGAUCACAUGGACACUGGCGACUCUGGCGAGACCUCCUCGAUGACCUUGCAGGAGUCUAUGCCCGUGCUCCCGAUGUCUGAGGGCGAGGAGCUAAUGCCCAGCAUCCCCGAGGGUCUCAGUUCAGACCUUCUGAUGGACAUGGAGACCGUUCUCUCCGGGUCGCACAUGGACAGAGACAGCCUGCUCACCUGGCUAUAGACACAUCCGGCCGCCACCCACAAAAUAUGGCUUUUGACAUCAAAUCUUCAUAACGUGACUGAGAAUUCUGGAGAAUCUGGUACAGAGCAACAUUGCUGAGAGAACAUGCCACUGUUGUGUGAUGGAUCCCUAACACUACUCGCACCCCCGAGGAAAGAAAAAAAAAACAAAAAACCUGACGCUCGCAGAUGGUGGUAAGCUGCUGGUAUUCGCUGGUCUUUCAGGGCCUGGUGUUACACAGAUGCAUGACGGAGCAUCCGUGUUUUUAGAAACACUCCUUUCCUGUUAGUCACUGGCCUCAGAUGGAACUCCCUCACAAAAGCUCAUUUUAGAGCACAGGUUUAUUUUACUGUCCCCACUUGGGCGAAACUGGUUUGCGGCAAAGUUUUGAAACACAUUAUCAAGUCAGUUAAGCGUGCAUGUAGCAGAAAGACAUAAAUAAUAAUACAAAAAAAAAGAGUUGCUCUGAAGAUAUAUAACAGUAAUUGAAAACAUAAUAUCCAUUUUACUUCACAUAGCUUGCGGGAGCAACGUGUAGCGCUACUACCUCUAAGCAUCUUGUAAUUUGUGAUUUUAAUGCUCACAGCUGUCCCAAAACUUUUCCCUCAAGAGCCGACAGAACUAAGAGCGAGAGAUCAAUUUAACACUACAUUGGUUCCAAAAAAAAAUAAAAAACCUGCACAAAAGGAGCCCCCACUGCCGCCUCUACACAGAAGGACAUCUGGGGAGGGGGGGGAGAGGACGCACCCUAGUGGUGAGCUGGUAGAGGAUGAAGAACACUAACAAAAGUCCCAUUUAACUUUUAGAACACAAGCCAAAAAACAGUAUUAAACCCGUCUGCGUGGAGGACCGGGCUGCUCAAAAACCAAGAUUUGAAUGUGUGAGGUGUUUUUUUUGUUGUUGUUGUUUGCUUUAAAGUUAAGGAGGACGGGCUCCAUCUCUGAACUAAUCAAAGCCUGAUGAAAGACUUCAGAGAAAUAAAAGGCUUACAGUAGAAGAGUCUCAACUUUGGACACUAAGAAUUACAAUAAAGUGUGUUUUUUUUUAAAGAGCUGGAACACACAGAGGAUGUCUGCGUGAUAUGAGCAUGUGUUCAGUAGGAUGCAAUCCAACACAAUACAGGGUUUCCCCCCCCAGGAGGAAACUGUGAUCCUGACUCAUGUGACCAAUUUAGUUAGUGGAUGAAGUCCUAACACACCAUAUGAUAUCGCCUUUUAAUGGGUGAAAAAGCACGUUUUACUUGAUAAACGCCUGUUAAUUUUAAAGCCCCCCACGGGUUAAACACUUGUGUUUCUUCUCGUUCCUACGGUUGAGUGUUUGAGCUUCUCUGUGCAGAAGCGGGUUCGACACUAGAAGGCUGUUUUCACGUUCGUCGCCGAAAGUGUUAAACUUCUCUGAGCUAACAGGAAAGAUCUGAGCCCGGUUUUCAGCACACACGAGUGCGAUGUGGAAACGUGAAGCCUCCAGUCCACACACACUGAGAAUGAACUGCACAGUGAAGCAGGAGACGUCUCCCAUUAAGUAUUUUUGCACGUAUUUGCGUGAUCAUCUUUUCUUUUUUUUUAAAUGAGGGAGAAGAGGUAGAUGUGAUUUACAGUUUUUAAACAAGACAAUACAACUUUUCGUGGGUAGGAAACCGUAUCAGAAACACGUUAUUAGUCACAUUCCAGUGUUACAGACAUGUAAACUUGUCUGGAGAGGAUGUUUAAAAAAACAUUUGCCAACCUCCAGGAAACCCCCGCACCAAGCCUUUUUCUAAAGCAACAGUGCCUUGUCAACAUCUUGUAACUGGGUGAAUGGUGUCUCUGUCUCAGCCUCUCCGCCCCCCUGCCACUUGUUUCUGCACUGUGUAACUUCAGUGAGAGGGCAGGAUCACAGCGUCACACGUUUACUUCAACAUACAAGUUUUCAACACAUAACAUUGUUAAAAUGUAUUGAGUUGUGUUUGUAGUUGGCGCCUACAUUACGUCUGGGAUUUGUCUUUAUGACAGUGACGUUAUGCAAAUGUGGGGGGCGCCAAAUUGGACAAAAAACUGCCCAUUUCCUCAUAAUUCCAGUUCAAGUUAACACUUCUCUUUUUGUUUGAGCUCCAGUUGUGUUGGAUUGCAUUGCAGCGUACACGGUUUCAGUCGUUUUGUCCACUACAGCAUUGGGUAUAAGCUUGAGAGAGGUAGUAUUUAUUGGAGAUUUGUUUUAUUGGAUUGCGUUAUAUUGUACAGUUGUGAUGUUUAUUGUUUCCCCCCUUGUUUAAAAAAAAAAAAAAAAAAAAAAAGCAAUGCCACUCAGAUGCCAUCGAGCCCCUUCUGCUCAGUGCUGAUACAUCUCUCUCCUAGUGGUUCUGGAUCAUAAAGAAAUAUUCGUAUUGGCUCCACACAUUCUUGUUUUUUCAGCGGCAUCGUAGGUACACUUCGUACACUUUUGCUGACCGAAUGCGUCCAGGUUGAGCUUUUCAGAUGCAGCUUUCUCGCCAUUUUCAGGCAUCCAUUGUUUUCCAUUCAUUUCUAAAAAAAAAAAAAAAAAAAAAAAAAUCGAUUAGCAGACUCUUGAAACUUCUAUCAUCGGCGAUUUGAUCUGAUCUGUUGUCACCCUCUGAGUCCGUCACAGAGAAAGUAACUGGUACAUGUACUAUUCUACUCCUUUUCACAAGAGCCCUUUUAAGGUGUGAAUGUCAGUGCUGGACAAUCAAAACUGAAAUACCUCUUCUCUGAUACACCGUGCUUUAUCCACCAUGUGCAGUAUUUCCUUCAUCGCCAUAGAUACCAUGUGUAUUCAACCACAUUAUCAUCAAGAGAAAUAUAAAUGACCAUCGAUACAGUACAACAUUAGUGUUAAUCAUAUCCUGAUAUUCUUUUUUUUAUUAUUAUUUCAACCCAUUUAGACAACAAGUUCAGUAGUUUUCUAAAACACCAUAAAUUUACAUCCCUCACACCUCUAAACAUAUAUUAAUGAAUAACCCUAUAUAAAUUCAAAGUCGAUCCACAGCAAUGAAGUUUCAGGAUGCUGCAAAUAGAUUUUCAUAUUGGUUGAACAUGUAUGGACUGGAGGCCUGGAGCUAUAGAUAAAAAAGACGUGUGUGUAUAUAUAUAUAUAUAUAUAUACAUAUAUAUAUAUAUAUAUAUAUACAUAUAUACAUAUAUACAUAUAUAUAUAUAUAUAUAUAUAUAUAUAUAUAUAUAUAUAAACGCAUUCAAAGCAGAGCAGCAACUCUAACAUGCAAAUCAACUCUAAAAGCAGAGCAGCGUUGAUUUCUGAACACUUAUCGGUGGUGUAUCAUGUAUGUGAUUUGUUGUAAAUAGACUAAAUCAUGCAUGAGCACUGGUGUUAUCCUUUUUUUAAAACAAGAUAGAGAAAGAUAUCAGUUAGCUUCCACUCCAUAGAGUUAUCGUUUCCUCCAGCUGUGUAUUCAGCAACAUACUAAUCACGGAUGCUGUGUUCUUGGUGUAUUUUGUUCUAACUGCAAGUGUUAUCUGGUGCUCUCGUACAGAAGGCAGUCGUCACUAAGGGCGAGCUCUUUAAACUCUCCUUGUUUCAUUGAACUAUAUAAUAAGUAUAUAAUCUGUUUGUUUUUUUUUGUUGCUGUUGUUUUUUUUUUAUGCGCUGGGUUGUUUCUGCAGUGUGUUUAUAUUUUACCAUGAAUGGAAGCUGUUAAUUAUUGGUGCGAGCGUUUCUUCUAACCAGCUUUCUUUGUUUUGUUUUUUUUUGUUGUUGUUUUUUAUAGAGAAAUAAGUCAAGACUUCAUUCACAAAAUCCCCAAAUAAAAAGCCACGGGCCUGUACUGUUCAUACAUACAAUGCAACACACUACCUAGCCUAUUAUUUAUCUUAGCAUGCAUGACACUUGCUAUGUAUGUUACAUAUAAUGUUUAUUAUCCUAUUUACAGAGUUUGGAGGCAAUCAGACUUGUUUUGUACCUAUUCUUUUUUUAUGCAUGUGCUUUAUAUAAAUAUACUUCUUCUUACUCUCACUGUAAUCAUGUUAAAGGAGUUUCUGUUUAAUAAACUUUUGAAUACACCUG